AUGUUUGUCGAUACGGUCUUGUUCUACGCGUUCUUAUUGGUCGUUUGCUAUCUGGUGUGGGGCAACAAAGCGCGUGCGAUCCAGCCGAACCGACCCGAAAACUUAGCGAACAACAACGAGGAACACCCCGAAGCACCCGCUCUAGCGCCCGGAUUGAGCGAUGAAGAACUAGAAGGUCUAACUGCGCCCAAGAUCUUAGGCUCCAAUCUAGUCGAAACUAUACUCGGUCGUCUCGCAGCAGCAACUUUCCAUGAUCCAAACCGCCUUUACCUGCCGGAAAACGCGAUCAAGGAGGUCAUCGUCCAGACAGCGAUCGAGCAGGAGCUGGCUAAAAUUGAGAAGUCUCCAAUAGAGCAGACCGCUAAGUGGGAUCGUGAACGUCGGUAUCAGCUCGCGACAUGGAUCCAUACCAAGGCCCCCAAGGUGGCGCUGAAGGAGCUUAAAGUACCACAAGGAGAAAAGGAAGCUGCUGGAACCGACCGGGCCUGGAAUUUCGAAGCUACUGCUCUCGAAGCCAUCAGGAAGCUCAACCAUACCCAUAUCGUGAAGUGUAUAGCAGCUAUUCGAAGAGGUCACAGCCGCUACUUCAUGUUUCCCUGGGCCAACGGGGACAGCUUGCGUGACUUUUGGGACCACACGCCACGAGAGGCCCCAGAUGCUUGUAUCAUCGAACACACCAUCGUUCAACUUAGAGGCAUUGCCGAUGCAUUGGACCAACUACAUAAUUUCAACAGCGGGCGGCCAGAACAGCAUAGCGGAGCCGAUGGCUUGACGAUACGAGUGAACGACCCAAACGCUGCGGAAUCGUAUCCGAGCGGCGGAAGUGAUGCCGGUAGCGAUAACGGGAUUGACAACGGGGUGGAUGAAUACAAGAAUGCGGGCAAUGCCGAGUCCAUCAGGCAUGGUGAUUUAAAGCCGGAGAAUAUCCUAAGAUUCCUCACCAAUGGAUCUAAGUCUGGCCUGGGGACCCUGAAGAUCGCAGAUAUGGGCCUGGCCAAGCGACAUGUAGUGGCUACGCAGUACAGACCGAAGCCUACAAGCACCAGAUACGGUACCCGACGGUACGAAGCGCCUGAAACUGUUACUGGUCAGAAUGCACGCUCCCGGCUCUACGACAUCUGGUCAAUGGGAUGCAUCACUUUUGAGUUCAUUAUCUGGAUCUUAUACGGCAAUGACGAAUUGACCAACUUCUACAAACAGAUUGAGGGAAAUGCACAACAGAUCUGCCAGUACUACGAAGUCUUGGACGCGAGCGAACCGGAAAGUGCUAGAGUUCACCCUGUGGUCUUGAAGUGGAUGGAGCACAUUCAGAACAAAGAUCCGGAGUGUUCAGCAGGGCGAACAUCAGCGAUCAAAGAUUUGCUCAAGAUUGUACGCGAGAUGUUACUAGUCGUCAAUCUUCCUCCUAACAGGAAGAGUGAUACCCUGAGUGGUCGACUCCUUCAACCUCCAGCACUCGGUCAAUCUGUUACAAGCUAUCGAGCUACGGCUUCGCAGUUUCGGGACGAACUUGACGUUAUAUUGAGGAAGCGACACAUGUCCACUUACAUGUUCACUGGCAAAGACCGCACCAACGUCAGAACGCCAACCUUCACGGCCCCAAUGCUAUCGCCGAACAGUGCUAAUCUUCCACUGAGCAGCCUACCACCUCCAGGGUCGCUCAAGAGUGGAGUUCUCGGCCGACCUAUUGGCGCUGACUACACCCUUCCGCCUCUCAAAGAUUGGGAGUUUAAUAUCGAUAAUGAAUUCGCUCAUAAAGUCGUCGCAAUUGUCGACGGACAGGAAUUUAUCCCGCAAACAAACAUCGCUCAUCGACUUUGUGCCGCGUGCUCCGCGCGUGACUUCCUACAAGGCGGUUUCAGCAUCGAAGAGCGGGUGUCAACGUUGGAAGACCGUGCACCGGAAUGCGAUAUGUGCAGAAUGCUGUACGAGAUCCAUAACCAAGCCGAAGAGCCCAAAGGAGAUCCGGCGGUGUUCCAGCGAGACCAAUCGAACAUCAUUUUGACGGGCGACUCGUAUCCUGUUCUUUCUCUAAUCAGAAGUCCAGAAACGGACCUUCCGUGUCCAAUCCAAAUUGGCUUCCCAGAGCUCCCAGAAGCGGGAUCAGACGCGUUCUUCAGUAUCAUAACGCUUUGGCUCAAAGAUUGCGAUACGAAUCAUACAGGAUGUGAGGGGCUAUACCAUAGCCUGCCGACAAGACUCCUCGACGUGGGUACUCUCGAUACGCCUAUGUUGCGCCUUGUCGAGACGAAGCGAGAGCAGAUCCUAAGCAAACAGUACAUCGCACUGUCACAUCCCUGGGGAGACACCACGAAGUACACACCGUUUUGUACUCUGCCAGAGAACCUAGAGCAGUAUCUUGAAGCCAUUCCCGAAGGCGAGCUUCCAGCAACCUUUCAUGACGCCGUCAACUGCACGCGGAAGAUUGGCAUCCGCUAUUUGUGGGUAGAUUCGCUCUGCAUCAUCCAAGGUGAACACGGAGACUUCAACGAGGAGUCUAAGAACAUGGAGGCAGUCUUUAGUGGAGCAUAUUGUGUAUUCGCUGCAAGCCGAGCGAGCAAUCAACGUGAUGGCUUCCUUGACCCUAGGCCGCAGCGUGAGUAUAUCACCAUUCAGCGAGACAACGAAAAGCCCUUCUUCGUCUGCAAGACUAUCGAUAACUUCAGUAAAGACGUUAUCGAGGGGUCUUUGAACAAGAGAGGUUGGGUGUUGCAAGAGCGCGCGCUGUCACGACGGACCAUCUACUUCACGGAGAACCAGACAUACUUCGAGUGCGGUCAAGGUGUUCGAUGCGAAACCCUGGCCAAACUGCACAAGUAA
Molecule: messenger RNA, 2820 nt
Organism: Alternaria infectoria
Lineage: Eukaryota; Fungi; Ascomycota; Dothideomycetes; Pleosporales; Pleosporaceae
Exons: 2
Coding region: 1-2820 (939 amino acids)
Biological process (GO): protein phosphorylation
Molecular function (GO): protein kinase activity; ATP binding
Source: RefSeq, a predicted model, not a curated record